Physcomitrium patens is the source of this 1909-nucleotide messenger RNA. RefSeq names its product tubulin beta chain. Gene Ontology annotation, molecular function: structural constituent of cytoskeleton; GTP binding; GTPase activity. Gene Ontology annotation, cellular component: microtubule. Gene Ontology annotation, biological process: microtubule-based process. NCBI's taxonomy places the organism in Eukaryota, Viridiplantae, Streptophyta, Bryopsida, Funariales, Funariaceae. The record is from RefSeq and is a predicted model, not a curated record.
GCGACUCAUUCGCCAGUGUGCGCAUCGCCCGUGUCCCAAGGCACCGGGCCAGACUCUCGCAUCGGCUCUACCCACACUCACCCCCACUCACCCUGUGUUUUCUCUGCCCCCUUCGCGCUCUUCGUGUGUGUGUGUUUUUUCACGGUCGAUUGGCGAGUUGCGAAGGAGGGCAAGGGUGCUGUGGUGCAGCAUCAGCUGGUAGUAAGUCAGUCAGGGUUCGGGUCGCGGUAGUUGGACAAGAUGAGAGAGAUCCUGCACAUUCAAGGCGGCCAGUGCGGAAACCAGAUCGGAGCCAAGUUCUGGGAGGUGGUGUGCGAGGAGCACGGCAUUGACCCCACCGGUACCUACAAGGGCCUCUCGGAUUUGCAGCUCGAGCGCAUCAAUGUCUACUACAACGAGGCCAGCGGUGGCCGGUACGUGCCCCGUGCGGUUUUGAUGGAUCUGGAGCCUGGAACCAUGGACAGCGUGCGGUCCGGUCCCUACGGACAGACCUUCCGGCCUGAUAACUUCGUGUUUGGACAGACGGGUGCGGGAAACAACUGGGCUAAGGGGCAUUACACGGAGGGAGCUGAGCUGAUUGAUUCCGUAUUAGAUGUGGUGCGGAAGGAGGCUGAGAGCUGCGACUGCUUGCAAGGUUUCCAAGUAUGCCACUCUUUGGGUGGAGGAACCGGGUCGGGAAUGGGAACAUUGCUGAUUUCGAAGAUCCGUGAGGAGUACCCCGAUAGGAUGAUGCUUACGUUUUCGGUGUUCCCGUCGCCGAAGGUUUCGGAUACCGUGGUGGAGCCAUACAAUGCUACCCUUUCGGUGCACCAGUUGGUAGAGAAUGCCGACGAGUGCAUGGUGUUGGACAACGAAGCGCUAUAUGACAUCUGCUUCCGGACACUGAAACUCAUUACUCCUUCGUUUGGCGACUUGAACCAUCUGAUUUCGGCGACAAUGAGCGGUAUCACUUGCUGCCUCCGAUUCCCUGGGCAGCUAAACUCCGAUCUGCGAAAGUUGGCUGUGAAUCUGAUCCCGUUUCCGCGUCUGCACUUUUUCAUGGUUGGUUUCGCACCCCUGACGUCGAGGGGAUCGCAGCAGUACAGGUCGCUCACUGUUCCGGAACUUACGCAGCAAAUGUGGGACGCGAAGAACAUGAUGUGCGCGGCCGACCCCCGACACGGAAGGUACUUGACGGCUUCUGCGAUGUUCCGAGGUAAGAUGUCGACCAAGGAGGUGGACGAGCAGAUGAUCAAUGUGCAGAACAAGAACUCUUCAUACUUCGUGGAAUGGAUCCCGAACAACGUGAAGUCCAGUGUGUGCGACAUUCCUCCGACAGGUCUGAAAAUGUCUUCGACUUUCAUCGGUAACUCCACUUCGAUCCAGGAGAUGUUCAGGCGUGUGAGCGAACAAUUCACUGCUAUGUUUAGGAGGAAGGCUUUCUUGCAUUGGUACACAGGCGAGGGCAUGGACGAGAUGGAGUUCACGGAAGCGGAGAGCAACAUGAACGAUUUGGUUUCGGAGUACCAGCAGUACCAGGAUGCCAGCGCGGAGGAGGAGGGCGAGUAUGAGGAGGAUCUGGAGGAGGCCUAGAUGUAUUUCGGAGCGAUUUCGUGUGCUGUUGGUGUCUUUUGGUUGGAAGCGAUUUAAACAGGAGAGUCUGUUUGGUGGCUUAGGGUAAUUCGGUGGAGCCUGAAAGAUAUUGCUACGUCUUGAAAUACCAUCUUGUUUCAGUGCGCAUUGCUUGCAAAAGCAUUGAUAGUUGUAGCGGGAUAUGGUGCUGUUUAUGGUUGUAUUUGAGCAUAUGUUUCGUGACAUCUGUGUUGCUUGUUGGGCUUGCCAUACUGGUAGUGUCUUGUUGAGUAUCAUAUUUACUUUCCAAUGUAAUAUUCAACAUUUUCUCCUAGCAUUACUAUACCAUUUCCAUCUA